AUGAAUGAAAAAGUUGUCGUUUUGUUUAUUUUAGGAAUGGGAGCUGUUAGGCUCUAUGAAGACUAUGUUGAUGAGGUUGAUAGGGACGACGAUGACGAAGAAGAUCGGUUUAAAAAGCGAAAGAUCAGCCGACGUGAUGUUAGCGAUGAUCCUUUGCCACCUGCUAAUACUUUUGAGACGGUUGUAGAGGUCCAACAAAAUCGAUUUUCAGAAAAAUUGAUGAAAGCUUGUGAUAAUAUUGGUCCUCACAAUUGUUCUUGCAGAUAUACUGAUGCAGUAUCACUCUCUUGCGCUCACAAUUUCUGCGAAAAAUGCAUUCUUGACCAUCUUGACAAAAACCCAAAAUGUCCUAUUUGUGACAAGCCUGCAAAUAAAAAUAACGUGCAACCUGAUGCAAAGCUAAGACAACUAAUAAAUGGCCUCUCCUCUUGUCCAUCAACUUGCCAUGAUUGCAAAGAACAAACGGAACAAUUAAAGAAAUGUGCGGAUUGUAACAAUUAUAUAUGUGAAACUUGCCAUGGUAUUCAUUUCAAUAAGCUGAAACUAGAAAUCGAAAAUUGGUUUAAAGAAAAAGCACCACAAAGGAUGAGUGAGUUAGAUGGCUACCGUAAAAGACUUUCUGAGAUUGAAAUUCAUAUUGACGAGUUUACGAAAAUUACGGAGUCAAAUUUGUCGCAGCACCAGGCAAAACUGAUGCAAAUAUUAGAUAACAUGCAAGGCCAUAGAGAAGAUGUUGAGUUGGCCCUAUUGCAACAACUCAGUGAGGCAAACAAUCUUCUGAGAAGAACGGAAGAUCUUAUCAGUGAAUCGUCUAAUGAAACCAUUUUAGAAUCCAAUGUAGUGAGCGAUCUUCUUUUAGAAGUGGACAAGUUUGAGUCCAGAUUCAACAAGUUUAGAAGCGAUAUGAGUGACCGACCGCUGGAAAUACCACUGACCGAACAUAAUAUCCAGUGUUUACGUGAGCUGAAUAUUCUUGAAACGAUACCGCUAAAUGAUCAAUCUAUCUCUUCAAAGACAAAGAAAGCACCUCAAGGACAUUAA
Rodentolepis nana is the source of this 1041-nucleotide messenger RNA. The record is from the annotation of a GenBank genome assembly. Lineage: Eukaryota; Metazoa; Platyhelminthes; Cestoda; Cyclophyllidea; Hymenolepididae.